GAUUAGAAUGAAAAAUAUCAUUAUUGCGAAAAGAAAGAGACUGUCAGUGGGAAUAAGGGUUAAAAGGGUGGGAAGACGGAGAGUUAGAUGCAAAUCUGAAUGGGAGAAGGGAAUUAAGUACCUAUUCUCUACAUCACAAGGUGGAAGAGGAGACGACUGCGGCACCACCUCCUGCUCCGCUUCACUAUUCUGGUUAAUCUUCUUCCUUAUACCCUUCUUUCUAAUUCUGCAUAUCUUACGAAUCUUGAAUCUUAUUCUGCCCUCUUUUCAUUGCUUUUUUUCUUAAAACUUGUCCAUUUCAUCCAUUACCUUCAUUGUCUCCUGCAAUAUGAACAUGGGUUUUGCCCCUUUUGGUGUUGGUAAUGGAGGAUCUUCAUCAUCUUUCUCCAAUUUAUCACCUUUGGCGCCGCCCUUUACUCUUGAUCGUUCGGUUACUAAACCUUUAUCAACCCCACUUGUGGAUAUCACUGAACCUGAACCUGAACCUGAAUUUGGGGUUGGGGUUGGGGUUGGGGUUCCCCUCAACCCUUUGCAACACAAUUGGCUCCCUUCCACCUCCAAAACCUCAGCCCAUGACUUCGAUUGGUUACCCUUCUCUACUGGCUCUGGAUACCCCAGGUCGCAGGCUAUGAUGGACCCUUCUCAUAACCAUGGACCUCUUUUGGGUCGUCUUACAAUCACUUCAACUGACCUCUCCUCAUACCACGGAUCCUCUGAUGGAGUAACAACUAGUAUGGGCAAACCAAAACCCUAUUAUCCUUCUUAUGCCGCAACUUCAUCUAACAAAGCUGGUCCUACGGCCAUUGUUGAUCAACCAAGUUAUGAUUGGCUAUCAAACUCGCACGUUGUUAAAUUCAAAGGGCCCCCGUGCACCGACUUCUCUCGCGGAUCUUCAGCUUCUGAGAGAUCAACUAAAGAGGCUUCACAUUCUGUUGAUGUGCUUGAUCUGAAUAAAUGCAACGACUUUGUAAGAGAAUAUCCAAAUGAGGAAUUGUUUUCGGAGCGAAACCUUAACAUUGAGAGAAUUUCUAACAUGGAUGCUCAUUCUGCAUUUCCAGGAUGUCAUCCUAAGACUAGGACACCACCUUCCAAUCCAGCCUCAAGUUCUCAAAACUCUCCAUUUCUGAAAAAGCCUCCAUAUCUGGAAAUCUCGAGAGAGCAAGAUUCUAGACUGAACGUGACUACAUCAAUUGUCAAUUCUCCCGCUACUUUUUCCAUCAGACCAUCUGUUGUCAGCACUGAUUCUUUUGCCUGGAAUGUCGGCUCAUGUCAUGUUUCAGAUUAUGGCUAUGAAGCAAAACAAGGUGGUAACAACCUUUCCAAUCUAAAGGAGCUUCUUCCAGUUAACUCUGAGAGCAAGGAAUUCGUCAGUGCAGAGAAUUAUGAUACAUGUAUAGAUAAAAACGAUCCCGUAAUUACUGAGCCCUCAUCAACCAAAAUUCAUGACUUGCGAAACAAUAUACAUUCUGCUAAGGAUUCGCCAGAUCGUAGAUUGAAGGCUGGAAUGAGACUUCAUAUUCCCGAUGCCAGUCCUCAUUUUAGUUUGGACCCUAAAGGAAUUGAAACUGCCACAACAACUGAGAGUUCCUCUGAAAGUUUUGAUCAGUACAACCUUGCAGCAGUAGACUCACCUUGCUGGAAAGGAGUUCCAAUUAAUCAGAUUUCUCCUUUUCAAGCAUUUGAGAUUGUUACACCGAGUCGUACGAAGAUGUUGGAAGUUUACAACAGUGUGAAUCUGUCAUUGUCUCAAGUACCCCCGUCUACUGCUGAGGAUACUGUGAAAGUCAUAGUUCAUGAACCAAAUGAAAGCACGAUAGGCAGCAUUCUGGAAAAAGGUGCAACGUCUUCUCCAAAGAUGCCUUCAGUUAUUGUGCCUGCAGAACAGAAAAGUAGCAAUUCUGUGAAAGCAGGAGAAUUUUGUUCAAAAAUGGGUUGCUUCCAUCCAGCUACCAGUAGCGUCUAUGAAACAUUUGAAGAUGGUGGUGACUUCUAUUCUUCCUGUUCCAUACCACAAAAUAAAUAUAAGCAUAAUUUAGUGUCUGGAAAAAGGAUUGGACGUACAAGUUGUACGGAAAAGCAUGCAGAUGCAAGAUUAAAUAGCGACAACUCUUCUGGAAAUGGUUUAAAUCAUUUGUCGUUUGAUGCUGCAGAACAUGUCCAGAAUUUGCCUUCUGAGCUGGUGAAGGCAUUUCAUGGAGAAUCAACUUCAAAAGUUGAUAUCAGGAUUUUGGUUGAUACAUUGCAUAGUCUAUCAGAGUUGCUCCUUGCACAUUGUUCAAAUGGUUUGGAUGCAUUACACCAAAAAGACGUCAUGUCCCUCGAGACUGUGAUGAAUAACCUUGAUGUGUGUAUAAAUAGCGUUGGAUCACAAGGUUCUCUCUCACCUGAGCAAAGGACUUCACAAAGCCUUGAGCAGUUUCAUCAGCUUCAUGCGCAUUUCCAGGAUUUGGGAGUGCUCAAGUCCCAGUCCCAGAUGACAAAGAUUGAAGGUGAAAAUUUGGAGUGUCUAUCAAAUGAUCGAAAUGGUGUCGAGGAAACGAAUCGACACAUAUUAUCUGUCAAGAAAGACAAAGAAGCUGCUGGCUCUCAUCAUCUUAGGAAUGGGAUUGACUCGAUGAAAGAAGAUAGCAUGACCAAGGCUCUUAAGAAGGUUCUGAGUGAGAAUUUUCAUGACGAUGAAGAACAUCCUCAAACUCUCUUGUACAAGAAUCUAUGGCUUCAAGCAGAAGCUGCGUUAUGUGCCUCCAAUUUAAGAGCUCGUUUUAAUAGUGCAAAGUCAGAAAUGGAGAAACAUGAAUCACCAAAAGUGAAAGAACAUGCCAAAAAUCACAACCAACUAUUCGUUUCUGGUGCAUCUCCUGGUUCAAACACCAUUGCGGAAGUGGCAUCUAAGACUAAAGUUGGUUCUACCUCAUUUGUUUCCGUCCAAACUUCCCCUACUGUGAGUGUCAGAAGUCAUGCAUCAGAUGACGUGAUUACUAGAUUCAAUAUUCUCAAACACCGAGACGAUGAAGCAAAGCUUAGGGAUGCCGAAAAUUCGGGAACACUAUCUGAUUUUGAGGUUUCAGUUAAACAAGGCAUGGUUGAAAAAUCCGCACUGGAGAAGGAACAAACUGCAGGCCCACAUAUGAAAGACAUGGAUUCUUCCUUCCCCUCUUCAAAGGUCAAGGGGAAUGAUUCUGGGCCAGCUCCUCGGUCGACUUCCCCCAUCUUGACCAGGACCAGUCAUAUAGACGAUGUUAUGUCGAGAUUUCAAAUUCUGAAAUCUCGAGACGAGCGCGUAAGUUCUUUGAAUGCGGGAAAGGUGCAGAAAGUUACAAGUUCCCGUUGCAGUGAAAUUGAGAAGGCGGCACUUGAAGGUGCCAUCUCGAUGAUACAUCAUCCCGUUGCAGAUAACAAAAAUGAAGUUGAUGAUUUAGAUGGUUCAGUAAUGGGCAGACUAGAUGUCCUAAGGAGUCGGGGAAACAACAUAAGGCCAACUCCUGCAGGGGAAAACUUACAGGAGUAUUGGACAUCUGUUGAAAACAAAGUAAAAAUGGAACCUUUCUUGCGGCCUGAAGCUGGGAAGGAUAGUAGAAGCCAUUUUGAGGGCAAGCUUCCUGCUGGUUGUUCUAAUGGGUCCUCAUCAGACUGGGAACAUGUUCUCUGGUGCGAUUGAAUGUGUAUAGAGUUCUAAUGAUCCUUCUCUCAGUGUAUCAUAACGUUUUUAUUUCUGUUGAAUCAACUUCUGGUGAGACUGUUUAACUCACUCAGAUUCUCUGCCAUACUUAACUACCAUCGAUCAUAAUAGAUCUCUUGUUUGUUCAUAAUAGAUAUCUUGUUUGUAA
Messenger RNA from Cucurbita pepo subsp. pepo (vegetable marrow), 3827 nucleotides. RefSeq lists its product as uncharacterized. NCBI's taxonomy places the organism in Eukaryota, Viridiplantae, Streptophyta, Magnoliopsida, Cucurbitales, Cucurbitaceae. The record is from RefSeq and is a predicted model, not a curated record.